Messenger RNA from Sclerotinia sclerotiorum 1980 UF-70, 210 nucleotides. RefSeq lists its product with no specific name. The transcript has 3 exons. The record is from RefSeq and is a predicted model, not a curated record. NCBI's taxonomy places the organism in Eukaryota, Fungi, Ascomycota, Leotiomycetes, Helotiales, Sclerotiniaceae. Bases 1 to 210 code for a protein of 69 amino acids.
AUGACUACCAUAGCUACCGCCCACAUGACUCCACAACCGGAGAUCGUACUUAACGCCACAAUGCUAGAACUCGUCUUAGUCGACCGGGUACUUGAAACCAAGGAUAAGGAUGGCGAAAGCAAGAAACGAAAGCUUUCACACUCGGGCGUGAAGGUCCAUUUUCAAGAUCUUCGGAAAGAUCCCCCAAUGACUCAAGACUUCAUAAGUUGA